Ostrinia furnacalis (Asian corn borer) is the source of this 1186-nucleotide messenger RNA. RefSeq names its product WD repeat-containing protein 61. Gene Ontology annotation, cellular component: Cdc73/Paf1 complex. NCBI's taxonomy places the organism in Eukaryota, Metazoa, Arthropoda, Insecta, Lepidoptera, Crambidae. Bases 158 to 1141 code for a protein of 327 amino acids. The record is from RefSeq and is a predicted model, not a curated record. Gene Ontology annotation, molecular function: protein binding. The transcript is spliced from 7 exons.
AAUGUCAAAUUUGUUUGCUUGCUACUGUCAAAAAUAGCGAGUUUUCGUGUUUGUGUUUUUUGAUUUGAUUGUAUUUUGUGAUCUUUAACUUUAGUUUUAUUGGACGAUACAAUACCUAAUAUUAAGGCACCUAUAAUUUACAAUCACUUAAAGAAACAUGUCUAUCACUACACUGUACUAUUUACAACUAAAAAAAGAAAAUGCUCAUGAAGAUUCUGUUUGGUGCUGUGGAUGGAGUAAAAUUGGUAACGAGAAGCCCAAAGACGAUGAAAAUGUUGAGCAAUCUCAGGACUCUAAUCAUUCGCAAGAAGCCGCAGAAACCUAUGUAAUCACUGGAGGUCUUGAUGACCUGAUUAAGAUAUGGCAGUUGGAAAAUGGUAAACUUGAAUUGAAACAUAAACUGGAAGGCCAUUCCCUUGGAGUUAUCUCAGUUGCCGUAAGCCCCGACGGAAAAACUCUAGCCAGUAGUUCCCAAGAUUCAUCACUAAUACUUUGGGAUAUUGCAUCUGGUGAUAAAAUAAAGACAAUGGAAACUGGGUCAACAGAUGUGUGGACUUUAGACUUUUCCCCGGAUGGCAAGCAUGUUAUUUCAGGCAGCAAUGCUGGCAAAAUAUUGAUUUUUAGUGUGGAGACUGGGAAGCAAGAACAGACCUUGGAUACUAGAGGAAAAUUCACACUGAGUGUAGCCUAUAGCCCCGAUGGCAAGUAUAUUGCCAGUGGAGCGUUGGAUGGCAUCAUCAACAUAUUCGACGUUGCACAGGGCAAGAUCAAGCACACACUAGAAGGGCAUGCUAUGCCGAUCCGCAGCUUAUGUUUCUCUCCCGACUCACAACUCCUUUUGACUGCAUCUGAUGAUGGGCAUAUGAAACUGUAUGAUGUGGUCCAUGCAAACUUAGCAGGCACACUGUCAGGGCAUGCAUCCUGGGUGCUUUCUGUAGCAUUUGCUCCUGACGGCAAGCGGUUUGUGUCAGGCAGUGCUGACCGGACCGUGCGUGUUUGGGAUCUUGACAGCAUGCAGUGCCAAAAUGUGUUCAAAGAGCAUACUGACCAGGUGUGGGGAGUUAAAUUCAAUGCAGAAAGCAACAAAAUUGUAUCAGUUUCAGAAGAUAAAAGUGUAAAUAUUUAUGACUGCCCAUUAUAGCGAGUUAUAAUAAUGUGUAUUGUAAUAUAAUGUACUUUUUAAGGA